AUGGGCGGCGACCUCAACUUGAAGAAAUCAUGGCACCCCUCCCUCCUCCGAAACCAAGAGCGCGUAUGGGCAGAAGAAAAACGCGCGCUGGAAGAGCGCAAACGCAUCGACCAGCUCCGGCGCGAGCGCGACGAAGAGCGGCAAAUCCAAGAACUCCAACGGCUACAAGAAGGGUCCGGGAAACCGAAGCAGAUCCAGCGCGUGGACUGGAUGUAUCAGGAGCCUGGGGCCGGAGGAGCAGGUGGAGGAAUGUACGCGGAGGAAAUGGAGGGGUAUCUUUUGGGGAAAAGACGGAUCGAUGGCGUUCUGUUGAAGAAAGAUGGCGGCGAGACGGAGGGGUUGAAGAAGGGGGCGGAGUUUAAUGCGACGCUUGGAGGUGGUGGUGCGGUGGCGCAGGCGAAUCCCAGAGAUACUAUGGCCAAGGUGUUGGCGGAUCCGCUGUUGGAGAUCAGGAAGAGGGAGCAGGCGGCGUUGGAGGGGAUGGUUAGGGAGGAGGUUAGGAAGGGAUCUUCUUCAAAGGGAGAGAAGAGGGAUAGGGAUAGGGAUGGUCAUAGGGAGAGGAGGAGGGAGAGAGAGAGGAGGCAUCGGUCGAGGUCGCCGGAGAGGAGGCGGAGAGAUACACUUGAUCGGGAUGAUAGGAGGAGCGAGAGGGAUCAUAGAAGAGAGAGGGACAGUGAUCGGGACUACCAUCGCUCUAGCAGACAUCGGGAUCAUCGAGAUCGUGAAGACCGGUAUGACCGGCGAGAGUCGCGACAGGAUCGAUCCCCUGCGGAUCGCCAUCACUCUGACAGACGGCGAGCCGAUGAUCGGAGAGAAAGCGAUGGGCACAGAGAUUCUCGAGACAGAGACCGUGAGCGUGAUCGCAGAGACCGAGACCGAUCCAGUCGCUACCACCAAGAUAAGAGAGACUAUCGUCCGCGAGACAGAGACACAUACACCCGCGACAAGCCCAGCCCCGAAGAAGCGGAGCAGAAGCGCAAGCAGCAAGAGGAAGAACGACAGCGCAAGCUAGCAGAGAUGCAAGCGAACGCGAGCGAGAUGGAAGAUGCUCGUCGACAGCGCAUUGCGGAGGUCACUGCGAUGGAAGAGAAGCAGCAUGAAGAAGAUGAGAAGCAUCGCUCGGAGAAGGGUCGCUUUGUGUCUGGGCUGCAUAAACAGCUUCAGGAGGAUAGUCUCGAUGAGCGAAUUAAGCGCAGUCGGGGUGGAUUGGCUCGUAUGGAUGAGGAUUAA
This is a messenger RNA of Aspergillus niger, 1230 nucleotides long. RefSeq lists its product as uncharacterized. The coding region runs from base 1 to 1230 and encodes 409 amino acids. The record is from RefSeq and is a predicted model, not a curated record. NCBI's taxonomy places the organism in Eukaryota, Fungi, Ascomycota, Eurotiomycetes, Eurotiales, Aspergillaceae. Gene Ontology annotation, biological process: mRNA splicing, via spliceosome. Gene Ontology annotation, cellular component: U2-type spliceosomal complex. The transcript is spliced from 2 exons.